Colletotrichum truncatum is the source of this 867-nucleotide messenger RNA. Its product is annotated as carbonyl reductase. The record is from RefSeq and is a predicted model, not a curated record. Gene Ontology annotation, molecular function: oxidoreductase activity. NCBI's taxonomy places the organism in Eukaryota, Fungi, Ascomycota, Sordariomycetes, Glomerellales, Glomerellaceae.
AUGUCUCAUUCCCGAGUAGGUGUGGUUACAGGUGCCAACAAAGGCAUCGGAUACGCAAUCGUGCGCCAGUUGGCUCUGCAGUAUCCCAAGUCUUCUCUGAACAACGGGUCCCUGCUCAUUUACUUGACGGCUCGUGAUAAGUCCCGCGGCGAGCAGGCGCUUGCCAGCAUCCAGAACGAUGCGGAUCUGAAGAAAGCCAAAGCUCUGUCUGCGCAUGGCGGCCUCACUGAUAUCAAGUAUCACCAGCUGGAUAUUUCAGACUCAAAGAGCAUCGAGAAUCUGGCCUCGUUUUUGAAGAAGGAGCACCCUGAAGGCGUCGACUUUGUCAUUAACAACGCCGGCAUUGCGAUGCAAGGAUUCGAUUCCAACGUGGUCAAGAACACUUUGGGCUGCAACUAUUACGGCACACUGGAGGCAACUCGUGCUUGGAUUCCGAUACUCAAGGCUGAUGGACGCAUUGUCAACGUUGCAUCCGUUUCAGGCUCGUUGAACAAGUACUCGUCUCAGGUCAAGGAGCGCUUCUUGUCGUCACAAACUGUCCCGGAAGUGACCAAGCUCAUGGAAGAUUUCACCGCCGCCGUUGAGAAGGGAACGCACGAGAGAGAAGGCUGGCCAAGCGCUGCCUACGCGGUAUCAAAGGCGGGCGAAAUUGGAAUGACGAGAGCGAUUGCCAAGGAGCUGAUGGACAAGGGAAGCAAGAUUUUGGUCAACUCGUGUCACCCAGGCUACGUGGUAACAGAUAUGACGAGGGGUGGCGGGACGAAAACUCCCGACCAGGGAGCUCAAACACCAGUCCACCUCGCACUGGCAGAUAUCGGAGGAAAGUCUGGCGAGUAUUGGUCGGAUGAGAAGGUUGCGUCGUGGUGA